GCAGGUGCAGUAAUUCAGCGUUGUGCAGGCAGGUUAAAUGGAUUCUCUUAGCUUGGUUAGGACUUAGGAGUUGAACCGGAAAUGGGAGAAGAAGUUGAAGUCAUAUCCAAGUGCUUCGUUGGAGCUGCCGGCGCUGCAAGAUCAAAUGGUGUGUCAAGAAGAGUUGAGUUAACACCAUGGGAUCUGCAGUUCCUUCAAAUUGGCCCCAUCCAGAAAGGACUUCUCUUCCACAACCCCACCCCUCAACAGCAACAACAAUUCUUCAACUCCAAUUUGAUUCAUCACUUGAAAACUUCUCUCUCCUCCACACUGGAUUUCUUUCCUCCGCUUGCCGGCCGCUUUGCCACGGUGAUGAAUGAAGAGGACAACACUUGUAGUGUUUAUGUUGAUUGUAACAAUGCAGGUGUUGAGUUUGUAGAAGCCAAGGCUAGUGGCGUCACGGUGGCUGCAAUUCUUGAUCAGUCCAACAUUAAUGUGCCGCAGAUACUCCGAUCUCUCUUCACCCUCAAUGGCAUUCUCAACCGCGACGGGAUCUGCAAGCCUCUGAUGGGGGUGCAAAUAACUGAGCUUCUCGAUGGCUACUUCAUCGCCUGCACAUUGAAUCACAGCCUCGGAGACGGCACUUCCUUCUGGAAUUUCUUUAACUCCUGGGCUGAAUUAUCACGCGGUUUUCAUCAACCUUCAACAACUCCCAUCCAUGAACGCUGGUUUCCAGACAACACUACUACGUGCCCGGUUCAUCUCCCUCCCAUGAUUGAGAGUAGUGAAAGGUUACCACCACCGCAAAGGGCAUUCCUAGCAGAAAGGGUGUUCCAUUUGAGCAAAGUAAACAUCGCUAGGCUGAAAGAAAAAGCCAACUCUGAAAUGGGAACUUCCAUUAUCUCUUCCCUGCAGUCGUAUAUGGCUCAUCUUUGGCGAGCUGUCACUCGCGCUCGCCAUCUUGACAGUAACGAACACGUUCAUCUCUUUCUGGGUAUCGGUACGCGACCCAGGAUUCCUCUACCGGAAGGGUAUUGGGGAAACGGGUUUUAUUUCAAGAAAGUUACGCUCAAAGCAGGGGAGGUGGUAGGGAAAGGAGUUGGUUGGGUUGCUUGGCAGAUAAAGGAGGCAGUUCAAGAGCAGAGUCAUGAAGAAGCAAUGAAGCAGUAUAAGAAGUGGGUGGAGUCUCCGGCACUUGUUGGGGGGGAGUUAUUCUCGGCUAAUACCUUGGGCAUUAGCAGCUCUCCGUGGUUCAACGUGUACGCCACCGAUUUCGGGUGGGGAAAACCAGUUCAAGUGAGGAGCGGCGGGGGCAAUAAGCUUGACGGAAAAGUGACACUUUUUGGUGGAUGUGAAGAAGGGAGUGUAGACAUAGAGCUCUCCAUCCAUCCCCACACAUUACAUCAACUAGAGAACGAUCCAGAAUUCUUACAGUACGUAACAAUUUCAUGAAACUUAUUACUUCUCCUUUAAUUUUGGGAAUAAUAUUUAUUUUUUUGUGACAAAAUUUUUAUUAUUUUCUGGUUCAAAGCUUUGAUUCGACGACCAACUAUGGACCACAAUUUUUAUUUCACAUGCUAAGGUUUAAACACCCCAAGCUAGCUACAAACAGUAGUAAACACACA
Molecule: messenger RNA, 1604 nt
Organism: Ipomoea nil (Japanese morning glory)
Lineage: Eukaryota; Viridiplantae; Streptophyta; Magnoliopsida; Solanales; Convolvulaceae
Exons: 2
Coding region: 82-1431 (449 amino acids)
Source: RefSeq, a predicted model, not a curated record